ACAAAUAUUUAUAACCUCAAAAACGAAAUCGUUCAAUGAUUUUAGUUCUUUUGGUUAUUAAAUUUUUGUAACCCAUAACUUAUAAAAAUUCUGAUUUUAGUUAAAAAAUAGAAUAUUUAUACAACAAUGACGGAAGAAAUCCAGAAAAAGCUUCAAAAGGAGCUGGAGACAUUAAGUGGAGUACAAAAGGAAUAUCAUAAGGCAAUGGCUCAAAAGCAACAACUUGACAGCCAAUUAAACGAAAAUAAAGCGGUCAAAGAAGAGCUGGUGUUACUGAAAAAAGAUGCCGAAAUAUAUAAAUUAAUAGGGCCAGUAUUAGUAAAACAGGAUUUGGAAGAAGCCAGACAAAAUGUAGCAAAACGAAUGGAAUAUAUUAGCAAAGAAAUGAAACGUACAGAUGAUCACAUUUCCGCAUUGGAAAACAAACAAGAAGCUUUACAAGAAAACUUAAAUAAACUUAAGAAUGAUCUUGGGAAAAUGAAAAUAAAAGCCUGAUAAAUUUUAUUUGAAGAGUACAUAAUUUAAAUGCUUCACUACAUUAAACUACUGCUAACACUGCGUUUGUAUUUACUUUAUUUAAAGUACACUAUCAAAUUUAUUGAUUUAUUUGUAAGUUUGUACUAAAUUAGAUCUAAUAAAUUUUUAUCUUAAUCUACCAUUUUUAAUUGCUACCA
Molecule: messenger RNA, 674 nt
Organism: Diatraea saccharalis (sugarcane borer)
Lineage: Eukaryota; Metazoa; Arthropoda; Insecta; Lepidoptera; Crambidae
Source: the annotation of a GenBank genome assembly